GGCGCAGCGCCACCGAGCACCACCAUGAACCACAGGAAGAGGAGUUUCACGUUUGGGGGUUACACGGGGCUGGAUCAGUCAGCUGUCUCCCAGAGACGCCUUCGGCGUCAUGACGGGCAGAGUCAGCUCAUUUCUUACACCCUAGAUCUAUCCAGAGCCAACUCCACCCCCCUUGAAAGUGCUCCUCAUAUUAAGAACUCUGACUUGUUUGCGAUGAUUGAGAAGAUGCAGGGCUGCAGAAUGGACGAACAGAGAUACUCACUCCCUCCCCCCCUCAAGACAGAAGAGGAUUAUAUCCCGUACCCCAGCGUCCACGAGGUCCUGGGAAGGGAAGGGCCAUUCCCCCUCAUCCUUUUGCCUCAGUUUGGGGGAUACUGGAUUGAGGGAACCAACCACAACCUCUCACCGCUCCUCGACGCCGAGAACAACCAGUCACCAAGCGCCAAAGUGAAGCUGGAGAGUAACCACACGGCGCGGAUCUACCGCAAGCACUUCCUGGGGAAGGAACACUUUAACUAUUACUCUCUGGACGUUGCUCUUGGUCAUUUGGUUUUCUCGCUGAAGUAUGACGUCAUCGGAGAUCAAGAGCACCUCCGCCUGCUGCUGCGGACAAAGAACCAGACGUACCACGAUGUCAUCCCCAUAUCCUGCCUCACCGAGUUCCCAAACGUGGUGCAAAUGGCCAAGCUGGUCUGUGAAGAUGUCAACGUGGAUCGAUUUCACCCCGUCCUCUACCCAAAGGCUUCGCGUCUCAUCGUCACCUUUGAUGAACACGUCAUCAGCAAUAACUUUAAAUUUGGAGUCAUCUACCAGAGAACUGGGCAGACCACGGAGGAGGAAUUAUUCAGCACCACACAGGAGAGCGCAGCCUUUGUGGAGUUCCUGGAGCUGCUGGGUGAGCGAGUCCUCCUGCAGGAUUUUAAGGGAUUUCGGGGAGGGUUGGACGUAACUCAUGGACAGACAGGGACCGAAUCCGUCUACUGCAACUUCCGAGGCAAAGAAAUCAUGUUCCACGUCUCCACCAAACUGCCGUACACAGAGGGCGAUGCCCAACAGUUGCAGCGUAAACGUCAUAUCGGCAAUGACAUUGUAGCCAUAGUGUUCCAGGAUGAGAACACGCCGUUUGUCCCUGACAUGAUCGCUUCCAACUUCCUGCACGCUUACAUUGUGGUUCAAGUGGAGAAUUCCUGCACCGACAACACUGUAUACAAGGUCUCGGUCACUGCCCGGGAUGACGUGCCUUUCUUCGGUCCACCACUUCCAGACCCUGCUGUUUUCCGUAAGGGGUCAGAGUUUCAUGAAUUCCUCCUGACUAAACUGAUCAAUGCUGAAUACGCCUGUUAUAAAGCUGAAAAAUUCGCCAAACUGGAGGAGCGAACGCGCGUCGCGUUACUGGAGACGCUGUACGAGGAGCUGCACAUUAACAGCCAGUCCAUGAUGGGCCUCGGUGGGGAUGACGAUAAGAUCGAGAAUGGGGGCGGUGGUGGUGGGUUCUUUGAGUCUUUUAAGAGAGUAAUCAGAAGCCGCAGUCAAUCCAUGGACGCUAUGGGCCUCAGCAAUAAGAAGCAACACACAGUGUCCACCAGUCACAGUGGCAGCUUUGGGCACAACAAUCAGGAUAUGCCUAAGCCACCAGGAAUAUCUCUGAUCGUACCAGGAAAAAGUCCAACUAGGAAGAAGUCUGGUCCGUUCAGCUCCCGCAGGAGCAGUGCCAUCGGAAUCGAGAACAUCCAAGAGGUGCAGGAGAAGAGGUUUUUUCAUGCCAUGUUAUACAGAGAAAGUCCGACCGGCCCCCUGAAAACCCCCGACAGUGGCACUGCCUCUCAGGAGCCCAAAUCGGAGAACUCGUCCAAUCACAGCUCCCCGGAGAUGCCCACUACAAAGAACAGGAUGGAUUCAGUGUCUAGACCAGAAGCCCAGAGAGAUUUCUCUCGAUCAUCGUCCAGCGCCAGCAGUUUUUCCAGCGUGGUGGUGGAGAACGAACUAUUGGAUGACGAGGACACCGGGAUGGAAAGUGUCUCCUCCUCAGGAACUCCUCACAAACGAGACUCCUUUAUCUACAGCACGUGGCUGGAGGACAGCGCAAGUAGCGUAAGCACAGCCAGUGGAGGAAGCGCAGGUUUCCCGCGCUCCCCACACCCAGACGUUCGGAAAAUGAGUGGAGACUCCGCCUACCCGGAGAUUAAAAUCCAGCUGGAAGGAAAUGAUCCAAAUGCAACCAAUCAGAGCUGCUAGCCCCCACCCGAGUCAUUGAAGGAUAAGUCUCUGUCUUGGACGCCGUGGCAGAGAAGACCAAAACUGAGCGAUUUGCGCCAAACUCCAGUCUUUGAUUCAGUCAAGUGUGACUGAUUCACCUGAGGACCCAGCGACUGACUGAUCCCUUCUGAAACGAGCGACACAGCCGCCCCCAGGCUCCUGCAGAUUUCUCCUUCCACCUGACUUCUACGAACUUGUUUCCUACAAGAAAAGCGGAUCCUGCGCCCGCUCCCGCACUUAAAUAUAAGGGAGGCUGCACCCCCGCCCCACAGCGAUAUGAACAAGUGGUGGGAGGGUUCUGAAGCUGCAGCUCAAUGAGACAACAUGUGGCGGUCCGCUGAUGGAUGCCCGCUACCUAUAUGGCGCUUGUGGCCUGGACGUGGCGAAUACUGCGCGGUCUCCGUGAUGUAAAUAAUCUGCAGAUGCCGUAAAGUUCAUGCAAACUCAGGAUGUCAAUCAAUGCACAAGUUCUCCGACUGGACAUUGAAACUGAAAGGGUUAAUGCACCCUGAGCUUCCUCCCUCUAUGCAUUGUCUACGGCAUGUCACGUGUGGUCCUGCGUGUUCCCCUGUGUGUUCUCGAUAACUUCACGUGUGAUCAUCUUAGAACACGUUUAUGGCGGGUGAAGUCAUACAGUACGAGACAUUACUAUAUGGUACGACACUACUACUCUCAACCUCCUGUCAGCCUGGAUCAUCGGUAACUACUCCCAUUGACGUCAUUCCUUAAGAAUAACUAUAGCGCAGUGUCAUAGCGGCACUGACCCGCAGAACUGUGUGUUGGCAUGGAGCGAGCGAGGGUGGGGGGGUAUGGGGUGCCCUCUCUGUGGUCAGCAUGCUUGGUGUCUGUUUUAUGGACUUGUAGGUGAAGCAUCCAGCUCCCCCUUGUGGCUUCUUGUUGUAAUGACGUCACCGCUGUUCUCCGUCCUUUGUCCUCGCGUUUCAAAGAACGAUAAAACACUAUUUUUCCAUUCGGCAUAAAUAACGUCUGGAUCUGUAAUUGUCUUUCUGUGUAAAUGAAAAAAAAUAGAGAAAUUAUUAUUUAUCUGCAAAGAGAUUAUUUGUAAAAAAAUAAAAAAUUUAUGGGAUAAAAGAAAUAAAUUGAGAAGA
Molecule: messenger RNA, 3365 nt
Organism: Bufo gargarizans (Asiatic toad)
Lineage: Eukaryota; Metazoa; Chordata; Amphibia; Anura; Bufonidae
Gene: RAP1GAP
Product: RAP1 GTPase activating protein
Exons: 25
Coding region: 25-2235 (736 amino acids)
Biological process (GO): regulation of small GTPase mediated signal transduction; activation of GTPase activity
Cellular component (GO): cytoplasm
Molecular function (GO): GTPase activator activity
Source: RefSeq, a predicted model, not a curated record